GGUCUCAACCGGCUAAAGUGCGGUGGUGUAUGAACGUCCCAAAUUAACCGGCUCAUUUUUCCGCAGUGCAACAUACGCAGCGAAGAUGGCGUCGGCCUUUGGUCGCCUGACCAGGCUCUCCGCAUUUAAAAACACUGGUAUGACAUUAUUUUCUUCAGUCAAGGGCUCGGGAACAACAAAGAUCAUUUUUCGGACCGCUGUAUGCACUGAAACCGGUGGCAUUCAACCAAAACCUAAGAAGACCUCGUUUGGCCUGCUCCGUAUCGCUACGGUCGUUGUGCCAUUCUUGUACGUGGGAACUCUAAUCAGCAAGAACUUUGCCGCCCUGCUGGAGGAACACGACAUCUUCGUCCCAGAGGAUGAUGACGAUGAUGACUGAGGGCUCUGGAUAGUACGUAUGCGCAGAGGCUCAAAUACCCACAAAUCUGCGGUCGAAUGAGUGACGCGUGGCUAUCAUGUAGUAGAGAUGUGCCAAGUACCGGUUACUGUCACUCGUAUAUUUUCUUUCCUCUCCACAGGCAAGAGCGCUUCAGAAGUCGUUUUAAGACGAAGAUAUUGACCACCAAACAUCUGAUAACUCAAACUUUACAUUGUCCCUCAAAUCUCUGGGAUCCAUGUCCGCUUGUUUUACAUAGACAGCCGUUUAAUCUGGAUUAGACGAAGCAAUCCCAAUCUGGUCGUCUAUUUCUUGCAUGCAAAGACACCUCUUAGAAAUAAAAUUGCCACAACAAGGCCAUUUGUCACUUUGACUAAUAAGAAACACAGACAAACUCGUUGGUCACACAAAUCCAUCUGCAUCACUGUCAUUCCACUUUUGUGCUGAAGGAACAGGCAGGUUAAAAUCGUUCCUUUUGAGGGCCACUAACAUACAAUCUGAAAAUGUGUAUCAUGUUCUUACUGAAUCCCCUACCUCACAUUACUUAC
Molecule: messenger RNA, 924 nt
Organism: Hypomesus transpacificus
Lineage: Eukaryota; Metazoa; Chordata; Actinopteri; Osmeriformes; Osmeridae
Product: essential MCU regulator, mitochondrial-like
Exons: 2
Coding region: 86-379 (97 amino acids)
Biological process (GO): calcium import into the mitochondrion; mitochondrial calcium ion homeostasis
Cellular component (GO): mitochondrial inner membrane; uniplex complex
Source: RefSeq, a predicted model, not a curated record